AUGACAAAGACCAAGGUCAAGCACUCCUUUCCUUUCCCUCGAUUCCUCCUUCCCUCUUUUCCCGGUAAUCGGGAUGCGAGGCGUCCUCCGCGCUCGAGCUCCCCCAGCCCCGCCGAUAAGUACUUGGAUGGCCAUGUUUCCUACCUCCGCUGCGCUGAAUGCGCCUCACACCUCUGCUUGACGUCGCAGAUUAUUAGCAAAGGAUUUACGGGCCGCCACGGUCGAGCGUAUCUCGUCACUGCGGAGCCGGUUGCCAGUGCUGUGUCCGUCUGCGCGUCUUCUUCCCCCACUGAUACCCUUCCUAAUACCGUUUUGCAACAUCCUGUGCCACGCCAGCUGGUUACAGGGGCCCAUACCGUCAGCGAUGUCAGUUGCGCAUUAUGCGGGGGUGUGCUAGGCUGGAAGUACGUCGCGGCCGAGGAGGAGUCGCAGCGAUACAAAGUUGGAAAGUUCAUCUUAGAGACCAAGAAGAUCACUGCAUCUUCUUGCUGGGAAUCCCCGGACGUGACCCUUGUCACACAAGAAGAACACCGACGGGCUGAGAUCGAUCCAGGCUCUGCGGAACCCGAGUUUGAUAGUCAGGAUGACGACGAAUGCGAGGACUUAUUCGCAGGUAUUUGGAGUCCAGGGCUGGCGAGCCGCCGCAGAAGCCGCAAAAUUGAGCGGCGACCUGCUAUGUUCGGAAUAUCAUGA
Messenger RNA from Penicillium cinerascens, 693 nucleotides. Its product is annotated as yippee/mis18 family protein. NCBI's taxonomy places the organism in Eukaryota, Fungi, Ascomycota, Eurotiomycetes, Eurotiales, Aspergillaceae. The transcript has a single exon. The record is from RefSeq and is a predicted model, not a curated record. Bases 1 to 693 code for a protein of 230 amino acids.